GGGUCGACAAUUUCCAAUUCAGUCUGGUUGGAGCCGCGGAUAAAUGUUGUUCUGAGCGCCUGCCUUUCGUUAAGUAUCGAAACGUUCGUAAAUCCGGUCGGCGAGUGUUUGCUUGAUACACGGCUGGGUGUGUGGUACCAAAUUCGAAUGGCCGUUGGUUGAUGACGAUCAGACCGAUUAUUUCAACAAAAGUGCGUAUCAACUAGUGGCUGUGUAUUUGAUAAUGUGAAGCGUUUGCCUAGUGCGGUGGAUUUGAAGUAUUCGAUAAGGAAACUGGAUUAUCAUUUCUUGUAAAGCCCCCCUCGGUCCCAACUCGAAGAUGUUUCUGCAGGGCAACCGAGGUGGGAGGUUCAUUACCAAAGUCAUCACUCUAGGAAUUAUCUGGGCCGUCAUCAUCUACACAGCACUACAGUUUAGAUCUAUCAAGUUGGACGUGCCGAUGCCACAUCUGAACAGCAGAUUCCUUUUGCAGAAAAGACUGGAUACUUUGACUAGGCAUGACUCCACAACGGAAGCCACAGACAUCGAACCAUCUGUGGACAAAAGUCCGUCGCUCUCCGAGGACAAACUGAUCAACGACAUCCAAAACAGACUUCCCAACUUGCCCAUCGUUUAUUGGAAUUUGCACAAGAACCAGCCUAUGGGCAUGAACCGCACGUGUGCCAGGUUUCCAAGCAUUUUGGACAUCGAAUUCAACAAUAAUUACUGGCAAACAUUGCACACUUCCAAUGGCACUUUCCACUUCUUCGGGGCCUAUUUGGACAAGAGGAAAAACAACAGAUUGGGGCCCACGGUACGCGUUCUGGGCAUGAUCGAUCGGAUCGAACCGACUGUGAUAACGCAUUGUCAAUUCUGGUUUGACGGCAAGAAGGAACCUGUGAUAGCUAAGAGCUUCGAGUAUAAAUAUAUUUGGUAUAAGAAAUGGGGGAACUACAAGCAGGGCAUCUUCCAGCCAUAUCUCACAGCCUGCGUGAUACCCCAAAAGUACAACAGUCUUGUGCCACAGUCCAUUUCUCUAGUUGAGAAGCCCUGUGAUAAUUCCACCAAUAAUUUGAGGGUUAUUUACGAUGCGCCAAAAGAGAAAAAAGAUUUUGCAGUUUGUGUUAAGGGUCUAGACUUUCUACAUGAAGAUCUAUCGGUCAGGCUGGUCGAAUGGAUUGAGCUGUUGAAUCUGUUGGGAGCUGACAAAGUAUUUCUAUACCAGCUCCAAGUGCAUCCUAACAUUACGAAAAUUCUGGACCAUUAUGAAAAAGAGGGAAAGGUGCAAGUUACUCCAAUCACACUUGCCGGAAUAUUGCCGAACGCCCCUGCGCUUCAGCACUAUUUCCUAUCGAAAAAAACGAACCAUAAGCGGCAAAACGAGCUAAUUCCAUAUAACGACUGUUUCUACAAGAACAUGUACAAGUACAAGUACAUCGCCUUGUUAGAUAUCGAUGAGGUGAUAAUGCCCAUAGAAGGGACCACGUGGAAAGACCUGAUGGAGAACAAAGUGCUGCCGAAGGCCUUGAAAAGCAACAAAGAGGAAAGGGCCUCGUACAAUGUGCGAAACGUCUAUUUUCUGGACGAUUUAAUUCACGAUCAUGGAUGGUUCAAAGAAAUUCCCAAGUACAUGCAUAUGCUGCAGCACGUAUACAGAACAAAGAACUUUACCAAACCGGGACAGUACGUAAAAUGUUUCCAUAACACCGAAAAAGUGCUGACUCUGCACAACCAUUUUCCACUCAGCUGUUUGGGCAGCGGUUGCACCUCGUACCCCAUCGAAACCACGGACGCUCAACUGCAGCAUUACAGGGCUGAUUGCGUGAAAACUUUAAAGAAAAGCUGCGAAGAGUUCAGAAAAACCUCUGUCAUGGAUACGACUAUCUGGAAGUUUAAAGAGCCCCUAAUUCAAAGAGUGAGUUCCACACUUAAAACACUCGGAUUCUUCAACAGCAAUAACAACUCCGACAUGCUUAAGGAAAGUAGCAUUAGGAAACGGUAACAGAGCAUCGUCUGAAGCGUCUUCAAGGCCUGAAGUAUUAAUGUUCCUCUAUAAAAAAAUUGUGGCUGACUUGUUUGCCUUCUACAAUUGCAACGAGCCCAAAAUAUGACCUAUUGUGAUAUACAGUUUAACACAA
Molecule: messenger RNA, 2117 nt
Organism: Dendroctonus ponderosae (mountain pine beetle)
Lineage: Eukaryota; Metazoa; Arthropoda; Insecta; Coleoptera; Curculionidae
Exons: 10
Coding region: 320-1981 (553 amino acids)
Source: RefSeq, a predicted model, not a curated record